AUGAAGUGUCCCCUGCCUUCAUGUCUCAGGGCACAUUUACUCUUCUGUCUGGGACUGCUGCACUGCGGCGAAGCCAGAGUGCACACUGAAGUACAGGCUGGGCCUCUGUAUCGCGUGGUGGGCUCGCCGCUCUCCAUCUCCUGCAACGUGAGCGGUUUUGCCAGUCACGACACGAGAAAAGAUAUUGAAUUCCGGGUCAAGAAGCCUGCAAAUCCCACAGUCGAGCUCAAGAUCAUCAGCACGAGGGACCCGGGCUUCAGCUACGCCAUGUACACUGUCCGUGUGAGGAGCAAAGAAAUCACCGUGACCCAUGUGACCCCAAACUCCGUCUUGUUUGAGAUACACAGCCUCCAGAAAGGGGAUGAAGGGGAAUAUGAAUGUUCUGUCGUCAACCCCGAAACGGCUUAUCAUGGAACCUACGGUGCUAUAACAACAGUGAAAGUGAUAGACAACUCCCUCAGUGUUUCAUCAACCGCCUCCCCCUCACUGAGCCAUAAUGAGGGAGAUGCCCUCACGUUGACGUGCCACGCCUCCAGCAACAGCGUCCAGCACACCCAUCUGUCUCUUGUCUGGUUUCUCCAUAACGACAGCGAGGACGACGCUCGGCCUAUCAUCUCUCUGGAUCGAGAUUUCACACUCAGCCCUGGUUCGGGGUUUGAAUGGCGUCAUCAAGCUGGACUGAUAAGGUUAGAUAAAACGGGAGAGGCCACGUACAAGCUAAACGUGGCUCAGCUGCAGCUUUCAGACCAAGGAAGGAUCUACUGCCAGGCGCAGGAGUGGAUCCAAGAUCCUGACAACUCUUGGUACACUAUCGCACAAAAGGAGGCAAAGGAAACUAUCCUGAAUGUUAAAGCCAGAGAGGUGGUGCCAGACACGUCGUCUCUGGUGGUGAUAAUCUCCGCACAGUCGGACACUCUGCAGGAGGGGCAAGAGCUGUCGCUGUCCUGCAACGUAGACGCACAGAAGCUGGAGGAAAGGUUCUUCUCUCUCGCCUGGCUCAGGGACGAUAUCGAGUUGGCCCGCAUUGGCCCGACGGGCAUCCUGUCCGCGGGGCCCGAGUACAGCGGGCGAGUGAAAGAAGGAGAGCUCAGGGCAGCCCGGAUCGGGGAGAGAGACUACCGUCUCAUAUUGCAGCCCGUCAGAACCGAGGACCAGGGAGAGUAUAUCUGUAGGGCGUGGCUUCAGGACCGAGGCCAGGAUGGUACCUUUACACGGAGAGCAGCCCAUGACUCCAGAUCCCAGCUGGUCAGCAUCUCAUCCACAGAGAGCGGCCUCUCAGUUGAAAUGCAAAACAGCGUGGGUGUUCACGAAGGGCACCGGCUGGAGCUCACCUGUAAAGUGCACAGGGUCAACGGCCAGCUCUCCGUCACCUGGCGACGCAAACCGGCGUCCGCGUCGGCGGCCGCCUUCACCAGCGUCAUCGGUCUGAGUCAGCAGGGCGUCACGGAGAAAGCGGGGGAGUUCAUGAGCCGCAAAGUGCGUGCGACGCGUCCAGCGACUGACACCUUCACCCUGGAGCUGGAGGAAGUCACACUUUCGGAUUCAGGCGUCUACCAGUGUGCCGUGUCCGAAUGGAAAAUCAAUAGCAAGACCAACAGCCAAUCACAGGACGCCACUGUGACGGUGGCUCCUACAGAUUCGUUCGUCAAAGUGUUUCUGAUAAGUCGCAACAGCAAAGUGACCGUCGGAGACAAAGUGGAGUUGAUGUGCCGGGUCCGAGGGCCACGCGUACCCAUCACACUGACUUGGAGCCUGCAGCGUUAUGCCUCGACCCAAGAUAACAUCCUGACUGUGUACUCUGACGGUGCCAUCAGCUGGUUUGGAGACGAGCAGCGCUACCAGCUGAAAGUAGAGAACAAAGAGAACGAAGUGGUUUACUAUCUGCUCAUUAAUGGUGCGAGCCGUAGGGAGGCGGGAAGCUACCAGUGUUGGGUGUCUGUCUUCCUGGAGAACGUUCACAAGAAGUUGCCUCCAUCCAACCAGCUGGCUGUUUUGGUGCAGAACCCAGUGAGCGAGCUCGUGCUGACCUCCACGCCUGCCUUGACAACAAAUACCGACGCUGACGUAGAAAUAAAAUGCUCCGUUAUCUCCAAACCCUCUGCGUCCUCCCGCUACGCUGUCACCUGGCUGCUGCAGCAACAGGCAGAGAAUCGGACCAUCGUGAGCUCGGACCAGGAUGCCCUCGUCACAUUCGCACCCCAGGUACAGCAGAGCCACAGGCAGCGAAUCAGCAUGAAGCGCACUAAGGGCCCGAGUUUUGAGCUUCGUAUUCGGCAAGCUCGGAGCUCAGAUAAUGGCUCAUACAUAUGCGAGGUGGUGGAGUGGCUGCAAGAGCCGCAUGGGGACUGGUAUCAGCUCUCCACGGUGUCCAAAACUACGGAGCUGACAGUUAUCGAGCCUGAAACCAACCUGUCUAUCUUGAAGGAAGAAAAGUGGUUGAACAUGAGCGGAUCCCAGGAUCUCCUGAUCCCCUGUCAUAUCACCAACCAAUCCAGCAGUGAAUCUGAAUUCCAGGUCACAUGGUUUUGGCAGAAAGAGACGGAAGCUGAACAACGCCCCAUAUACACAGCAUACCGCAACUCCACCUUGCAAGACCGGUUUGGAAAGGGUGAUCAGCUAAGAUUCGGCCAUCCUUUGCCCGACCAGUUCAGCCUCACAGUGUUGAAGCCCAGUCCUGAAGAUAGCGGCCUGUAUUUCUGUGAGGUAGAAGAGUGGCUCCUAUCCCUGUCUCAUGGGUGGAGGAAGCUUGCCGUGGAAAAGUCAGGAUACUUGACUGUCAAUGUCUAUGCAGAAGGAGAGGUCAAAGCCGUCUCCGAGCCAGAAUGCAAGUCGGACAUGUGGAUGGGGAUUCUUAUAGCGGUCGUUAUCUGCUCGCUGUUGGUCGUGUUCCUGCUGGUGCUGAAGAUAUGCAGGAGCAAAGUCUCAGGAGGAAACAAGUCGCAUCCCAAUCUGUGGGCAGAGCCAGAGCAAUACACACUGAAAACCAAGCCCAGUGCAGAUGACUGAAUCUCAUCCACCAGAAGAGGAGCUCAGAGGAGACACAAAUGCACUUCUAUUUUUUUAUGUGAAAUGUAAUAUAUGCAGUUGUUUUAUAAUUCAAAAAGUUGUACGUAUUUUUUACAAUUAUUAAUUGUUAUUCAAAGUUUAACAAUGAAUCUGUUGAUAAUGUUUUACAAAUAAAUAGUAUAAAUGCUUUACUGCCCGUGGAAGCUGGGAAUAAUGUUGCCUUCAUGAAUGAAUUCAUUUCCUUAAACCUUUCAAAUUAAAUGGGAACUUUCUGUUUUACAGCUAAAAUGUAUCAGCGGCAUAAACAGCAGCUUCUUACCGACUGCAAUUGACAGUUGAGCUUGGCGGGAGAUUAACUUUGUGGCUUAAGGCCUACAGAGCACAUGUUCUGACUGACAAGUUCCUUUUAACGUAGCAGGCAGCGUGAUACGUUGUCUCGGUGGGGAGACGUCAAAGCGUAGCGUGUCUGAGGGAGCGGCUGAGCACAACGGGUGCCACCAGUUGAAACUUUUUCUCUGCAGCUAACACAGACAUGAAUCAGGCAGGAAGUGCUCUGUGGUUCAGGCAGGAUGACUGCUGAGAUAUGUGUGUGAGAAGCAUUUGGCAAGACAAGAGUUUAUACAAUGAAGGGAUCACAUCUGCCAUUGUAGGAUGUGGAUGAAUGUGCUUUGAGGAGUCCUAAUAAAUGAAAUAUUUGUCAUACA
Molecule: messenger RNA, 3710 nt
Organism: Pseudoliparis swirei
Lineage: Eukaryota; Metazoa; Chordata; Actinopteri; Perciformes; Liparidae
Product: immunoglobulin superfamily member 3-like
Exons: 9
Coding region: 1-3006 (1001 amino acids)
Source: RefSeq, a predicted model, not a curated record